Mytilus californianus (California mussel) is the source of this 3238-nucleotide messenger RNA. RefSeq names its product mpv17-like protein 2. The record is from RefSeq and is a predicted model, not a curated record. The transcript is spliced from 6 exons. The coding region runs from base 180 to 782 and encodes 200 amino acids. Gene Ontology annotation, biological process: mitochondrial ribosome assembly. Gene Ontology annotation, cellular component: cytoplasm; membrane. Lineage: Eukaryota; Metazoa; Mollusca; Bivalvia; Mytilida; Mytilidae.
AAUUUCCGGUUUGCAGACGAUUUUUGCAUCAGAAUUUGCUUCAGGAUAUAAUGACCUAUGGUCAGAGGUUAGCCUUUUGAAUCCGUUUUGAAUCUUACUCGGUCACUUACUUAAGAUAAAGAUAUGGAAUAACAAAAUCUUAUCUUCAUUUUGGAACUUCUCAGGACAAACUAUUCAACAUGGCACAACUGUUUAAGAAAGUGUUCUCUAAAUAUUUAGUUGUUACCAAUACAGUCACCUGUGGUUGUCUGCUAGGAGCUGGAGAUCUUUUAACACAGAAUAUAGAACAGAGAUUCAUGCAUAGGAAAACAGAUGAAAGUUCAGGUGUUAAAAUAAACUGGAGUAGGACAGGAAGGAUGUUUUUAAUGGGUGUAAGUUUGGGACCAUUAACACAUUUAUGGUAUAGUCAUAUAAUAGAGAGGUUUAUUAAAGGAACGGGAAACAAGAUGGUGUUCAAGAAGAUAUUAGCCGAUCAGUUAGUAGCAGGUCCUUGGUUUUGUUCUUCAUUUUUCUUUGGAAUGGGAUUGUUGGAAGGGAGAGGAGUACAAGGUGCUAUAGGAGAAGUUAAAGAAAAUUUCCUUCCUGUAUACUUGGUAGACUGGUGCUUUUGGCCACCAGCUCAGUUCAUCAACUUCAAAUAUGUACCAUUAGAGUAUAGAGUAGUAUUUGUAUGCACACUGACUUUAUGUUGGAACACAUUUUUAUCAUACAUGAAACAUAGGCAUGGAGAUUAUAAAGUUGAAGCCCCAGCAGUCUCUGUUAUAGAAAAUACUCAGUCAUAGUUAUAUUUUAUAGUAAAAUCUCAGUUUUAUAAACUUUUAUAUUUAGGAUUUCAAUGUACAGUUAUAAAUAUUUUUGAUUAAACAGAGUCAAGAAUACUCUAAUAGUUGAAUAUCAAGUGAAAUAUUUAUAGUAUUAUUAUUGUAUAUCAUUGUCUUCGUACAAUUUUUAUUGAUCUGCAGAUAUUUUUAUAUGAUAAGAUUUUUCGAAAAAUAAAUAAUAGUUUCUAUUUCCCAUAUUAGUGAAAACAAAUCAUUGAAUGAUCUCAGUUGUUUUGUUGUUUUUAUUUCAAUUUUUAUUACUGAAUUGUACCCUAAGGGUACUGAUAUUUCCUAUGCUCUUAAAGAAAAAACAUGUUAUCUGUUUUGUAAGACAACAAGAACAAUUUGUUUGUUCAGAGUUCGCACAAUGGUUAUAUUAUACAUGUAGUUGAUUGGUCUUGAAAUUUUACUUCACCUUAAAAAAAAAACGCCAAAAAGGGGCAUAGUUUGAUGAAUAGCAUUUGUUAUCAGCAAAUUUUAUUGCAGUAUUUUCUUAUUCUUUAUAAAACUCUGUAUAUGUUCAACAGGUUUGAGGUAAUAUUUAUUGUUGGGAAUAAAAUAAGAGUCUUAAUUUAAAUCCAUUCCAAAUAUUUCAUUAUAUAUUUAGUCUGAUUUUGAAGAGUUUUUCUUUUUCUCUUUUUCUUAAAAUUGCUGAUGAAAUUCCUGACUUUUUUUCAGGAACAUAUACAUUGAUUAGAUAUACUAUUCCCAGCUUUUUUCAAUAAUAUUUGUGUUAAAGUUUCCAAGCUAUAAUAAACCAAAGAGACUGGAAGAAGCACUUUAACAGGGUACAUAGAAUUGUUAUAUUCCUUCUGUUUGAAUGGAUUUUUUUAAUCACUUCCUUUUAUACAAAAAAUUGCAUUUGUCAGCAUUUUUUAAAGAACUCUUUACAGUUUCUUUGCUAUGGAAGGGUCAGUUGACAUGUUUUUUCGGUGGAAUUUUAUAAGACUUCCUGCUUGGGACUGCCAAUCAGAUUUUUAAGCUCUUAAACUUUUAGAAUAAUAAGAGACCAAAGGGUUAAAUAUGGUACAUUGUAUUCAUGCAAAUUCAAUAAGGCUUUUUUUGUUGAGAGGUUUACGGACUAUAGCAACUUAUUUUGCAAUACUCUUUAAGUUUUAAGUAAUAAAGAGAUUAAAAAGUCCCACUUAUACAUGGUACAUAGAAUUAAACUACCGUAUCAAGACAAUCACUGUCAAACAAAUACAACUGUGUAUGUUACAAUACUGUGUCACUUUUGGUAUUACAGUGUUUAGCUUUAUACACUAAUUUUUACUAAAAUUUACUGUGAAGUAAAACAUAAAAGUAAUAUAAGUUGUAAAGACUAUCUACCUCAUAUUUGAAAUAACAGAAUAUUUAUAUAAUAGUUAUUGAAAAACUGGUCAUUAUCGUGAUAUACAGACUGCCCACAGGACAGUGGUAUUUACUAAGACAGCGAUAAUGACUGAGCCAUAGGCGAGGUCAUUAUCGCUGUCGCAGUCAAUAUGGGCAGUCCAUGUAUCACGAUAAUGACCAGUUCUUCAUUAAUUAUACUGUUUAUUUCAUUGAGGAACCAUGUUUUUUAAAAUUCUCAUAAAUUCAAAUUGUUCAAAGCAAACUCGAGCUAUUGUACGAUUUCUAUAGGAAAGAGUGAAGACCUGUCAUAGUGAUAACUAUAAGUUACUGCCAUUCAUAUAAGUGCAAUUUUUCAGUAUAUAAAUGCUUUCAUGCCUUCCAGUUCAGUCAGGUUCCAAACGUCUGAAUCGCAAUUGCAUUUUAUUAAAGGGACAUCACUCUAAACAGAGAAACCACGCCCCACUGGUCAUUAACAUGUAUAAGUUCGUUAACGACCGGUUUUCUGGUCCGUUUUUUUCUGUUAAAGACUGAUGGAAUUUUUUACUGAAGAAUAUAGAAUGUCAUGUGGCCCCUUGUUAUCCAAUAAGAGAAGCUAAUUCUUAACCGAUAUGAAAUAAACUGCAUUAAACAUAUUUUGGUUCUCAUUGCUUAAUUUUAAACAUUGGUCAAUUAUCAAUUCUUUCACCCCACAACCAGCUGGCUUAUUAAAAUCAGAGAGCCAAUAAAUAACAGACAGGCUGCUAUCACUUUUUAUUUAUAUAAUAUCAGUUUUGAUACAACAGCAAACCUGUCCACAAGACUAUCUGCAAGCAUUUAUGCAUUUCCUCAUGGAGUUCCUAUUGUUUUCUCCUGAACAACUCUAUUUUUAUUCUUUCGUUAGUAUAUGCAGGAGUGUCUAAUUUUUUAUUGAAAUAAAGAAGUACUUUUAAGUUAUUUUUGUACAAUAAUAGUUAUAUUUCUAGACAAUCUGAUACAAUGGGUUGUUGUAGUAAACAACAAUUUAAUUUGAAGUACAUGUAUUUGAAGAUCUUAUCUGUUUUUGUUAAAUUAAGUCUUUCAUUAUUGGAAUAAAAUUAAAUUAUUUA